This is a messenger RNA of Spinacia oleracea (spinach), 2296 nucleotides long. Its product is annotated as serine/threonine-protein kinase BSK7. Gene Ontology annotation, biological process: protein phosphorylation; brassinosteroid mediated signaling pathway. The transcript has 11 exons. Gene Ontology annotation, molecular function: protein binding; protein kinase activity; ATP binding. Lineage: Eukaryota; Viridiplantae; Streptophyta; Magnoliopsida; Caryophyllales; Amaranthaceae. The coding region runs from base 560 to 2023 and encodes 487 amino acids. The record is from RefSeq and is a predicted model, not a curated record.
AAAAAAGACAACCAAUUGACAUUUCAUUUCUCUUAUGUAAAUAACCAAAUCUUCAAAAUUUACCCAAAUCUUGAAAAAUACCUAAAUCCCUUCAACUUCCCAUAUUUUAUUGUUCUAUACAGCAUAUACACAACUCCAUUAAAAGCACAUCCUUUCUUGCUUCCCACCCCCUAAAAAGGAAGAACCCACUUUUCAUUCACUGUCAAUUUUCAUUCUUGUCCAACUUUUUUGAUCAAUUUUUCAAUAAAUUGAAUUGGGUAUGUUGUAAAGGUAGCAUCUUUUUGGGUUUUGCUGUGCUGAAGUUCAAAUUUUGUAUUCGGGGUUUCAAUCCGGGUCAGAAUUAAUGGACUAAAGCUGUGAAAUUCGUGUGUGCAGAAAUCAAUUGCAUUGAAUUUGCCAGAAGUUAUCUUUGCAUCAUGGGAUUGUUAUGACUAAAAUUCUUGCUGAUUUCGAGUUUCGACAAGUGGCUUAUAUGUGUAUAUAAGUUGUGGUGGCUGUGAGUUAAAUUGUUGAAGUGAGACAUUUCCUGCAUAUUUUUUUUUUAUCUUGUUGGGUUGUAAUGGGCUGUAACUGCUCACGCCUAUCGGAGUGUUGCUGGGAUCCAGGGCAUAAUGGAGAGAAACAAGAACCUGAUCAAGCGAAUGAGCAGAAGGGUGAGCCUGAUGGUUUGCCAGCAUUUCGCGAAUUCAGCAUUGAACAACUUAAGACGGCGACAUCUGGCUUUGCUGUUGAGAAUAUAGUUUCGGAACAUGGAGAGAAGGCACCCAAUAUUGUAUACAAAGGAAAGCUGGAGAACCAAAAUCGGAUUGCUGUAAAACGUUUCAACAGGUCUGCUUGGCCUGACGCUCGUCAGUUCUUGGAAGAAGCAAAAGCAGUUGGACAGCUGAGAAGCAACAGAUUGGCCAGUUUGCUGGGUUGUUGCUGUGAAGGUGACGAGAGAUUACUUGUUGCAGAAUUCAUGCCGAAUGAAACCCUUGCAAAACAUCUAUUCCAUUGGGAAGCACAGCCUAUGAAAUGGCCGAUGCGGUUAAGAGUGGCAUUUUAUCUUUCACAGGCCUUAGAGUACUGUACCAUUAAGGGACGUGCUCUUUAUCAUGAUCUCAACGCGUAUAGAGUUUUGUUUGACGAGGAAGGUGAUCCUAGACUUUCCUGCUUUGGUUUGAUGAAAAAUAGUAGAGAUGGGAAAAGCUACAGUACAAAUUUGGCCUUCACUCCACCCGAGUAUUUGAGGAAUGGUAGGGUGACCCCAGAGAGCUUGAUAUAUAGUUUUGGAACCCUUUUGCUUGAUCUGUUAAGCGGAAAGCACAUCCCUCCAAGCCAUGCUCUUGACUUGAUUCGUGACAGAAACAUUCAAACGUUGAUGGAUUCUUGCUUGGAAGGCCAGUUUUCGAAUGAUGAUGGGACUGAGCUAGUACGUUUAGCUUCUAGGUGUUUGCAAUAUGAGCCACGUGAGCGACCAAAUCCAAAGUCACUGGUUGCUGCCUUGAUUCCUCUUCAGAAGGAAACCGAGGUUCCAUCUCAUGUGUUAAUGGGCAUACCUCACGGUGCAGCAGAUUUAACUCUCUCCCCUCUCGGGGAAGCUUGCUCAAGAAAAGAUUUGACUGCCAUACAUGAAAUAUUAGAAGGUAUAGGGUAUAAAGAUGAUGAGGGAGCUGCUACUGAGCUUUCUUUUCAGAUGUGGACCAGUCAAAUGCAGGAUACGCUGACGUCUAAGAAAAAGGGUGAUGUUGCCUUUAGGCAAAAGGACUUCAAGAUAGCAAUAGAAUGCUACAGCCAAUUCAUUGAUGUUGGAACCAUGCUGUCACCAACAAUUUUUGCACGCCGUAGUCUGUGUUAUCUCAUGAAUGACAUGCCACAAGAAGCACUAGAAGAUGCAUCACAAGCACAAGUUAUAUCUCCAGUAUGGCAUAUCGCUUCUUAUUUACAGGCUGCUGCUUUAUUUGCUCUUGAAAGAGAGAAUGAAGCACAGCUUGCUCUGAAAGAAGGAUCAUCCCUUGAAAUUAAACGAGGUAGUACCGGAUAGUAGCUUUUUUGGGUAAUCAAUCUUCUUCGUUUUUCAUAUUGCUAUUACAGCAUCAAUGUACAUGGAGUAUUCAAAGAUCUUCAACCCGGUUUUUUUUUGUGUAAUCAUCAUUCUUUAAUAACACUACAGGGGUUAAUUUGGUUUAUUUAGCAGUUUGCUUUAGUGAGUUGAUUUGGUGUAACUUUCGCUUCUAUAGAGAUGAAAACUGUAUUGUACAGGUGAAUAUUGCUGCUGUUUUGUCGUACGAUGAUUGGAAAAUCCUUUAUUUUUGGA